GACAUUAGAUAUUUCGUAAACGUUGUUAAGUUAUGGACAAGAAACGAACAACCAUGCAAUAAAAACUAAAAAUAUUAUCUUGUUUCCGACAUAAUCCAUAGGGAUUCGAUUAGAUAAGGGAAAGGAUGGAGUAAUGUUGGACGUAUGAGACACAGAAGUGGUGUCCCAAAACUGGAUCCAGCACGCGUGACGAAUGACACGCGUAAGACCCUAACUAACUCUUGACUCUCUUUAAUAUCGAACGUGGCGUAGUUCUUGUCUUCAAUCUCUUAAAUAGAGAAGACGAGUUUGGCUUUUCUCAUACAGUGUCUUGUCUCGUUGUUGUCAUGGAAGAAGAACCCAUUCUUUCGAGAUUAGAUCGUAUUGAUAUCAUGGUGAGGAAGCUAGAGGAGAUGAGAUUAGGAAGCUCACGGAGAAGCUCGAGCCCAUCUACUCCGUCUAGCGGGACUCAGCCGUCGUCGUCACUGGAUCUGUCUUCGCCUAGGAGCAUAGGGAAGGUUCAGUGCCGUUCGAUGGAGCAAGUGAUGGAAGAGACUGAGAGGAAAGGAAGUUUGCUAGAGAGACUAAACAAUGUGGAGGAGCAAGUUCUUAAGCUGUGUUUACAUUUUGAAAAAGAGGUAGAAGAAGAAGAGAGAAAGAAAGAUGAUAAGAAGAAGAAGAAGGGAUUGAGAAAGUUCGUUGAUAAAGUAGUUGGAUCUUCUUCUCCCACGAAGAGCCAUUCCAAGAGCUGGCGUUGCUGAGCCAUUUUACUUUGCUCAUCUUCUUCCAUCAUCGAUGUAUAAUUCAUCUUUUUAUUUGAAAAAUGUGGUUUUUAUUUUCUUUUAUUGAGGACUCGUAUUAGACUGUUUGUUGGUGGAUUUUGAUGAAAUAAACAUACUUCUCGGAAACAA
Molecule: messenger RNA, 890 nt
Organism: Brassica rapa (field mustard)
Lineage: Eukaryota; Viridiplantae; Streptophyta; Magnoliopsida; Brassicales; Brassicaceae
Source: RefSeq, a predicted model, not a curated record